UCUUUUCUUCAUUUCUCCAGGACUUCCACCGUAAGGAAAGGAGCCUCUGGAUCCACAUCCUCUAAGAUGUUUAUAUGGACCAGCGGCCGGACCUCUUCAUCUUACAGACACGAUGAGAAAAGAAAUAUUUACCAAAAAAUCAGGGACCACGACCUCUUGGACAAAAGGAAAACUGUCACAGCACUGAAAGCAGGAGAGGACCGGGCCAUUCUCCUGGGACUGACCAUGAUGGUGUGCUCGAUCAUGAUGUACUUUCUGCUGGGAAUCACACUCCUGCGCUCAUACAUGCAGAGCGUGUGGACCGAGGAAUCUCAGUGCACCUUGCUGAAUGCAUCCAUCACAGAAACAUUUAACUGCUCCUUCAGCUGUGGCCCUGACUGCUUGAAACUCUCUCAGUACCCCUGCCUCCAGGUGUACGUCAACCUGACUUCUUCAGGCGAAAAGCUCCUUCUCUACCACACCGAAGAGACGAUGAAAAUCAAUCAGAAGUGCUCCUAUAUACCUAAGUGUGGAAAAAAUUUUGAAGAAUCCAUGUCCCUGGUGAGUGUUGUCAUGGAAAACUUCAGGAAGUACCAACACUUUUCCUGCUAUUCUGACCCGGAAGGAAACCAGAAGAGCGUCAUCCUAACCAAACUCUACAGUUCCAAUGUGCUGUUCCACUCACUCUUCUGGCCAACGUGUAUGAUGGCUGGGGGUGUGGUGAUCGUUGCCAUGGUGAAGCUCACACAGUACCUCUCCCUGCUCUGUGACAGGAUCCAGCGGAUCAAUAGAUAAAGGCAAAAUGGACGAGAUCGUUUUCUUUAAAGCUCAAAUACUGUUUUCUUUCAUUCUUCACCAAAGAACCUUAAGUUUGUAAUGUGCAGUCUAUUAUGAGUUCCUUAAUAUAUUCUUAUACAUAGAGCAAUAAUGCAAAAGCUGUUCUAUAUGCAAACAUGACGUCUUUAUUAUUCAGGAGAAGAAAUACUGUUUUGUGUUGGUUGGUUGUUUUCAUAAUCUUGUUUCAAUGCUGGAACUAGUGCUUCCUUCUCUCAUUCCACCAAAAUAGGGCUCAGUUAUUCAUUUUCCAAGGUUUGUGGAGAAAGGUAAACAAUAUCAAUGUGAUAAGGUCUGUGUUGAAGACAUUUCUGCAAUAUUUUUCAUCAUUCAUUGUUUACUAGAGCUGCAGCCAAAAAUACUGUUUUUCUUUUCUUAUUCUGAACUGAGCCCCACAGCACGUGAAGGGACCAGAUUUCCUAACUAAAAGAUGUUAACACAUUUUUUCCUGUGUUUCUACCAUAUCACUGUAAAGAAGGGGGGAGACCCAGCCAGCUAUUUUCCUGUUAUUACUUUCUAUUCAUAACUUCAGAUUUUCAAACUGAUUUCCAAAAAAGAAAGCUGUUUUCAUUCACCAAUUCUAUCACCAUUUCCUGUGACUUAAAUGAAAAAUGAACAGAGCCCUUUUCCAUGUAAGACCCUGCUACUGUGUGAGGGGGAUGACACUUACAGGAGUCUCAUUACCCAUGAAUUGACUAAACGUGGAGUAGAUGCUCUUUUCCAAUCCAGGAAAGUCUAUUGUACUAAGAUAUUUGUGUGAAAAUCUUCCUUCCAUUUCAAUUGAACUGUUAGAUGGGAAAAUUAAGAUCCUACUUGCUGGUCAAGACUAGUGGACUUACUUCAAUGCGUAGAUCUACUGUGGCAAAUGAACAAGCUAGAGCAUUGCUCUUUGGGAAUUUAUGUUUAAGUUAAUGAGUGUGUAGUUUCUCUCUUUCUAACAUGUGUCCCCUAUUGGGAUUUUAAA
Molecule: messenger RNA, 1777 nt
Organism: Myotis daubentonii (Daubenton's bat)
Lineage: Eukaryota; Metazoa; Chordata; Mammalia; Chiroptera; Vespertilionidae
Gene: KCNMB2
Product: potassium calcium-activated channel subfamily M regulatory beta subunit 2
Biological process (GO): detection of calcium ion; potassium ion transport
Cellular component (GO): voltage-gated potassium channel complex; membrane
Molecular function (GO): calcium-activated potassium channel activity; potassium channel regulator activity
Source: RefSeq, a predicted model, not a curated record